AUGCUGGACACCUUCGCUGGAGAGUUACUGAAAGGCGUCGCGAAACCUGCCGCGUCGCCUGAAUAUUCUGAUGGUUUGCUCGAUGACACACAUGGUGGUCAUGUGACUCUCAUUGUAGCACUCCAGUGUCUUAUUGCUACAGAGUCGGGUGCCACAGCAGUGGAUCAGCUCUGCUCCAAAGGAUCACCUUUUGCUCAUAAAGUGCGAAUCAGCCUGAAUGCAGCCCUUGGAGACCAGGCAUACGUUUGGGAUGACAGCGAACAAUUCUACUUUCAAGCAACAGUGGCUUACAGUAUGAGAAAAUCAAUGAACAAACCAUUCAAUGUAUCCGAUGUGCACAUAUGUGAGGAAACAAAGAGAAUCUCAUUUUACUUUGUGGUGACAGAACCCUGUAACACGUUACAGCCUCUUCCCAAGACUGAUGUAGGAGAAGCGAUCAGAAUGGUCAGAGCUCGAUUCAAUAAUGCCUUUUCCUUGGAUGAUCACACAUUGGAGUUUCUGGGGAUUGAACCCACCUUGGCUCCAGCCAGUGAGCCAUCCGUUCUGGUCUGGCUGAUUGCAUUUGGUGUCGUCAUGGGCUUGAUUGUGGCUGGUUUAAUUACGAUAAUUGUCCUUGGUCACCGUGACAAAGUGAAGAGGGCAAGAGCCUCGGAAAAGGGAGAUGAAGAAAACGAGGAUAAAAGUCUCAAAGGAAUUGAGAAUGGGAUCUACUGUAAUACCCUGGAUGGGAUUGAGGGUCAGAAAAAUGAAGCUUUCUACCCGGACGAUGAUAAAUUAACCAAACUAUAGAAAUAAAUCCUUCCUUACAGUCUGCUGAAAGGAUCUUUAUCACCCAUUGCUGCAUUGUGUUUUAACAGAGGAAUUAGCCCUGUUAGUAAGAGUUAUUAAUAACAAAUACUACCCACAAAUCAUCUCGAUUUUAGUUUAUCCCUUUCUGAAUGUUUAUGUUAAUUUCUUUUGUGUUAAAUAGACAGACCUGUGGAGUGGUCAAAAAUCACUCGAUUGCAGCAAAUUUGGAGUCUCUGCAUUAGGUCUGAAGAUAUGACCCCUGUACUUACCUUUCUUCGACAUGUGAACAACAUUUACUACAUAAGGGUUACUGCAUGGGAAGACGCUGCUAUGGAUGGUGAGGAACGGGGGUGAGGAUCCCCUUCUCAUUAACACCAUAAGAUCAUAAGAAAGCCCAGAAUUAGAAAAUAUUGUUCAAAUGGGGAAACACUUUCACCUCUGUAUGACUGAUCUCGACUUAUUAACAUAUUAUACGUCAAAUCAUGGUUUC
Messenger RNA from Carcharodon carcharias (great white shark), 1279 nucleotides. It is a transcript of the gene cltrn, whose product is annotated as collectrin, amino acid transport regulator. The transcript is spliced from 7 exons. Bases 1 to 789 code for a protein of 262 amino acids. NCBI's taxonomy places the organism in Eukaryota, Metazoa, Chordata, Chondrichthyes, Lamniformes, Lamnidae. The record is from RefSeq and is a predicted model, not a curated record.